GAUUCGGUAGUGUAGUUCACAAGCUGUCCCUCAAUAAUCCUACCCAUUUUCUGAGAUCUAUUAGAAAGAGGGAGUUAUUGGUGUGGUGACAUACAGAAAGCUGCCUGUUUGUUCCUCAUUAAUAGUAUUUAGUAAACUCAAACUUGUUUCCUGAGAGCCGCCUACAUUUUUUUUCUUUUAGCAAUCCUAUUUAGCUGUUUAAUACACUGGUCUCAUCCCACAUUCUAAAAUCAAACCCAGAAUUAAAUUUGCCUUCAUUUGAGCAUCAACCAGCUUGGCAACAAAGAUGAAAAAUCCAGUGCUGAAUUUCCUGUGUUUAUUCUUGGAUAGAAUCUUAUAUUUUAUGACAUUUAAACCGAAUGCCCAAGAAUCUUCCAAAGAGGAUAAAAAUGCCAACAGUUAUGAAGUGUCUCUCUUCAAAAAAGGCGACCUUCUGGAAGUUCCAAGGACUCUCUUUGUUCAUUUUGGCAUUUAUUUGGGAGACAACAAGGUUGCCCAUUUGAUGCCUGAUAUUCUUCCAGCUUUUUCUUCAGACAAGUCUCACAUUCAGCAAGUUGUGACAAAUAAAAGGCUUAUAAUGGGUGUCAUUGCUAAAAUGGCUAGCGUUAGAGUGGACUCAGUGCAGAAUUUCGCCUAUGGUGGAACCAUCUUAAUUAACCACAUGGAUCACAGAGUUACAAGUAAGCCUCUGCCUCCUGAGGAAAUAGUCAAGAGAGCUGAGAAACUAGUUGGCGUUACAGAAUACAGUCUGCUGUGGGACAACUGUGAGCAUUUUGUAAAUGACUGCAGAUACGGCAUCCCUCUGAGCUUCCAGACUGACCAGUUCUGUGAGACAGUAAAGAAGAUUAUUCGAGAUCGGAGAAGCAUUCUACUUUCUGCUGCUAUUGGAACGGCAUCAGUACUUUACAUGGGCUUUGGACUUUGCACCAUCCUUCCCAAUUUCUUCAUUAGCUUUACAUUGUGGAUGGCCAGCUAACCAUACAAGACUGCAAUGUACAAGCAAUGUCCAUGAUUCAGAGAGUUUAUCAUGGGCUCCUGGAAUAUUAUUGACUGAAAUGUCCCAUUGGCACUGCAUGGUCUUGUCCCACCCGAGCACUGCCAAUAAUCAAUGUCUGGAGUACAUUGUACUGUGUACAAAAAUAGUUCAGCCAUUCAGCACUACCAUUGCCAUUUUUAUAUUUGCUACAUAAGAUCACGGUUUAAGCUAGUUUUAUUCACAGCUAUCCUAUUGGAAGUGGAUAGUUCAUGUAUGGUGGGAGUGAUGCUUAUGCAACAGCCUAAGAACAAACGGAGGCAUCCAUAUUACAAUGUACACAUUGGGCUAUACUUAUAAAGUUGUGUAGCAUUGCAGUACCAUUUCUACUUACACUUUUAUGCCACAGUAAACCAGCUAUAUAUAUGGUAUUAACUGCUAUGUUACGUUGCUCUUUUUAACUAUAAACGUUCAAAUAUUUGGCACAGCUUUAUCAGUAUGGACUACAAUCUGAUGCUUUUUAGGAGUGAUGCUUAGAAACAGUACAAUUUGAGAACCUGACAAAUGUGGGAAUUAAAGCAAAAUAAAUAAAAAUUCUCCAAACUGUUACAAAGCAAGCUUUAAGGCAAGGGCCAGACAAUGCAGAUAAUUGCAUAGAUUCCACUGCCUGCUGCUCUCCUUGUCUUCCGAAGGCAGGGCUGAUUUCAGCAACAAAUGCAAAAGCGUUUCAGGACAAAUUCUACUGCUUCUGCCUACGCCCGAGCGGAGACAAUGCUUCCGAAUGUGGAUGCAGACAGAGCAGGAGAGGCAGAGUGGAUUCUCCCUUUGUUUCUCAACUGUCUGGCGCUAUCACUAGUGAGAGUUCCAGGGCAGGCAAUACUGAAUGAUACCUCAUGAACAGAGUGAAACCAUUUGUAUGUAUAUCUUUAUUUAUAGAGCGCUGCUGGUAUAUAUAUUUGCAAUACAAUAAUAAUGCACAGGGGACAAACAUUGCAAUAAACCCUGCAAUAAAGAGACUGAAGAUGAAGGAGGUCCCUGUCCUGUAGAUUUGUAGCACUUUAAUAACAUACUUUAAUAACACAGGUAUGUCUUGUUUUUAUGAUUUAAUAUUAUAUAUUUUGUCUUCCAGUUAUGGUUUGUUACAGGGACAACCUUCAAUACCACAGCACUGCAGUACUUACCUACCAUAUGUCAAUGAGCACAGUUUUCAGAAAGAGCAUUAGGCAGUGACUGAAAGUGUCCUCAGUUUUAAAAAUGCAUUUAUUAAAGAUUUUUAUGUUCAAA
This is a messenger RNA of Xenopus laevis (African clawed frog), 2257 nucleotides long. It is a transcript of the gene lrat.S, whose product is annotated as lecithin retinol acyltransferase. The transcript has 2 exons. The coding region runs from base 287 to 976 and encodes 229 amino acids. The record is from RefSeq and is a predicted model, not a curated record. NCBI's taxonomy places the organism in Eukaryota, Metazoa, Chordata, Amphibia, Anura, Pipidae.